Molecule: messenger RNA, 1665 nt
Organism: Halteromyces radiatus
Lineage: Eukaryota; Fungi; Mucoromycota; Mucoromycetes; Mucorales; Cunninghamellaceae
Exons: 4
Coding region: 426-1556 (376 amino acids)
Cellular component (GO): RNA polymerase II transcription regulator complex
Molecular function (GO): transcription cis-regulatory region binding; DNA-binding transcription activator activity, RNA polymerase II-specific
Source: RefSeq, a predicted model, not a curated record
CUUUACUUUUUCUAUGUUAUGUUCCAAUAAUUGGUGUAUCUGAUUUCGGAUGGUAUUUUAGCCGUUAACGAGACACGUCGUUGGAUGGAUAUGUCUCUCUUUCUCCGUUUGUCCGCGCAUAAAGCUUGAUUACUCAAUUUGAGAACAAUACAACUAUAGUUUUGUCGUAUUGUUCUCUUUUAUAAGUUCAUUCCUUUAUCAGAGAGAAUACAUUACUGGAUAUAUAAUAAAUAUAGAUUUGAUUGGAUGAUCCUAUUAUAUAGAAACACUACCUUACUGACAAGUUCAAGAAGAAGGAGUCGGAAAUUGAAUUAAACACUUCUUUGGUUCAGUUUCGAUUUUUUUUUUCUUUCUCUUUCUUUACUCUUAUUUUAUUAUUAUUAUUAUUAUUAUUAUUCAUUGACGUUAGUUCUUUCAUUCACAUAAUGACACAGCAACUUCGACCCAAAAACAACUUACAUUCUUUUAGAGCUAUUGCACCUUCUAUAGCACCUGCUACUUCAUGGAAUAUCAAUGAUUUGGAAAACCGAAAAAGAGAAAAUCCAGUGUCUAAUGAUUCCCCUGCGAAACACUUUCAUAAUAACUCAAGAGGUCAUUCCAAUACAACUUUUGACGCACCAGAUGGCAUGCAUGAGGUUUUGACAGCAGACCAAAAAGCAAGAAGAAAAGAACAAAAUCGAGCAGCACAAAGGGCUUUUCGCGAACGAAAAGAAAGAUAUGUUAAAGAAUUGGAAACCAAAAUAAAGUUAAUGGAAAAGGCUCAUGCAGAAGCUCUGUCGGCGGUAGAACUAGAAAAUCAAUCUUUACGUGAAAAAGUGGCACGGUUGGAACAACAACUGGAUCCGACGAAAAAGAAAGAUCAUGAUCAUGAUGUGGAUAUGACUACUUCGGCAUUAGAAGCAACUACCAUUAGUGGAAAGGAAUCUAUUCAACUGCAACAAAAACUGGAUUUUAACAAUGACAGUAGUGAAGAUAUGGAUAUGCAAUCAUCACCUACAUUUUCAACUUCUUUACCAACGACACCUUAUGCACCUUCAUCAGCAGUGGCAUGUAUUCGUGAUAAGGAUGGUAUCUCAUUUUGUGAACGAUUAAAGGAAGAAGUGUGUUCAUCGGCGUACAAUCAACUCUUAUCGGAACCUCUUUUUGAUGCCUCUGGAUCCCUGAAUGAAACGAUCACAAAACGACCAGUACCUAUUGUGACAGAUCGGAUGGAUGACACUAAUGAUGAUGAUGACGUUGAUGAUCAACACAAAUUCGAUAUGUAUGAUGAUCCUAUGUACUUUUUGGAUCGACUUACAGAAACCUUAUCAACUGAACGUUUCGACUUAUCUUCCCCUCAUCCUGAUACAUUGAUCCCUGAUGUCAAAUUGAUCCCUUGUUCUAAAGUAUGGAAAACUCUAUCAGCACAUCCAAAAUUUGAUGCCUUUGAUGUGGAUGUUCUUUGCGAUGAACUCAAGAAAAUUGCUAAAUGCUCUGGUACAGGACCUGUCUUUACGGAACAUGAAUUGGAACAAUUAGUUCUCUGGAUGGAAGAACGAACAAAUGAAAACUCCUAGUAUACAUAUAUAGUCUGUCCAUUUUAUUUUAUUUUAUUUUAUUUGUAUAGUUUAUCAUUUUAUUUAUGUUUUUUUUUUUAAUACCUUUCUUUUUCUUCAUUCAUUGUCA